UCUAAUUUGUUUGUUUCAUUUGUCAUUUUCAUGUUAACGGUAAAAUUGACUUACGUUUGAUGCUGUAAUGUAUUAGUAUUUAUUCAAUUAGCUGUUGAAUUAGGCGGUCCUCUUUGUUUCAACGGGCAAAUUUUAGGUUUUAAGAUUUUUUUAGCGAGAAAUGGCGGACGAAAGAGAUUUGUUGUCGAAUGGAAAAGAAUUUUUUGAGGUUUUAUUUCAGAACUGCGAAUAUCAUAUUGUUUCUUCUGAAUUUAAGGGAGAGGAUGACUUUAAAGUUACAGUUCGUUGUAAUUUGAAUAAUGAAAAAGAAAUGGAAAGCUGGAAAUCAAGAUUUGAAGUACUUUCUCAUGUUCAGUGGGUUGUUCGUGGAGGAGGGAGGUGUUCAUCUGAUGCUGCUAAAUUUAUUUAUAAAAAAAAUUAUUUUUGCCAUCUUUCAAAAUAUCGUAAAAAAGAUGAAAGUAUCAGGAACAAAGGUUGUUUAGCUUCUCUUGUUCUACGAAUCAAAAAGAAUAGUAAAUAUACCAGAUACCGCGAUCCAUUGGUGCGGAAGGAUCUUCGCGGUAUUAUUAAAAUUCUUUUUCAGCACAGCCAUCCGUGUAAUGUUCCAGAUGUAACAAAGUUAUUACGUCCCGACUCUGGUAUAAAACCAUUAUUUCUCCAAUAUUUCAAAAGAGGCAUGCGCCCUUGUGAAGCUAUAUACUACCACAAAGCUUUGGUAAUGAAACGUGGAUCACAGUAUUUAUCUGAUAGUUCUAUUAAUCCUCAUCCUAAGUGGGUUUAUAGUCUCCAUAAAACUUGGCAGAAAAAUGGGUGUGAUAAUGGAGAAGAAAUCAGUAGCAGUAUUUCUAAUGAGUUUAUCAUGCAUCCAUUGUUAGUGAACGUGAAUAUAUUUACUUGGUUGACAAUUUUUUGAUGCAAGUGAAGAAACAUUUGAUCAAAGGUAGACAACAACUUAAUCAUUAAUGAAAUUGAAGAGGAAGAGCAAGCUGAUGAUUUAAUUUCAAGUUUUUCAAAUACUUGUCAGAAUAUGUUUGCAAUUUUACGUGAAAAUAAAAACAAUAAUUAUUUGAUGGAUUGUUUACGGACAUUUUUAGAAGAAAACAGUGAAAUUAACAGUGCUGAAAAUUUAGCAAAUUUUUUUAUAUCCCACAGCAGAAAAUCUAAUGCAGGUUCACAACUGACUGAGUCAAACAUAAUAAUUAAAGAAGAAUUGGAUUUUGAAAUCUGUUGAAAAGAAAACAGCUAGAACUGAAAGAAACAGAAGUGUUUAUAGAUGUUAAUUAACAUGAUGGUAGUUACUGUAAGAAGAGCACAAAUAAAAUAUUUUUGUAUUUCAGUUACUAUGUGAAGUAAACUUACCAGAAAUGGACCACUUAAGGGCAUUCUAUUUCCCUCGAAACAUUGGAGAAUUCUAGAAUAAGUAUAUUCUUAGUAAUAUUCAAACUCUUAUUUAUCUGUACUAACACAUUAUUUUGCAAAUAAAAUACUCAGCUUUAUAUAAAAAGUUAAAGUCUUUGAUUUGAUGGUACUUACGUACUAUGACGACUACCUUGGCAACAUUUGCUGAUAAAAAUCUUCAUUUGCAUUUUUUGGUUUGUGUUUAUGAAUUCUUUUAAAAAUAAAAGCCCUAAUUAUGAAGAAACAAAAAUUUAAAAAACAAAAAUUCCGAAUAUAUAUAUAUAUACAUAUAAAUAAAUGUACAUAUUUUAACAAACGUUGACAGUUUUUGACAUUGCAUCUCCAAUAAAAUCCUGAAUUAUAAAACUUCAUAUUGUGGCCAUUUUACAAACGCGUUCUUUGGGUAAAAUUCCAGCCUCUCUGAAAAACUAUAUCGCUUCUUCAUUUGAAGACAGUUGGAAAAUGUUGAUAUCCAUUGGGAAAAAAUAAUCACAAAAAGUUUCACGUGUUUAACCUAAACAUAAUAAUCCAUGUAAAUGUAGCAAAAAAAUGUGUUGUAUUAGCAAGUGCGGGACUAGUACAGUAUAAUACUCUUUAUUUUAGUGCCCUCUAUAGCCUACGUUAGGUUUAACCUGUAUAACCUAGAAGGGUCGCCAGUUUUGGCGAGAUAUCUAGAUAGUCGUUAUAGUACGUAAGUAUCUAUUUGAUGUUCCAUUAGUACGCAUGUUAAAUUUAUGUCAUAUCUGUCAAUGAAUUAAAGGGCUUUUUAAACAUUAGAUUUAUGUUAGAAGCUUAUUUUGUUUUAAUGAUAAGUAAAACGUGAAGAAUA
Messenger RNA from Stegodyphus dumicola, 2227 nucleotides. RefSeq lists its product as uncharacterized. The record is from RefSeq and is a predicted model, not a curated record. NCBI's taxonomy places the organism in Eukaryota, Metazoa, Arthropoda, Arachnida, Araneae, Eresidae.